Gryllus bimaculatus (two-spotted cricket) is the source of this 3820-nucleotide messenger RNA. The record is from the annotation of a GenBank genome assembly. Lineage: Eukaryota; Metazoa; Arthropoda; Insecta; Orthoptera; Gryllidae.
GCGCUUGUGUUAUUAGCUGCGUGUGGUGCGUGUGCCUUUUGGUUAGGAGAGGGCAAAUUAGAUCAAAUGUAAUGUGAUUAUAACCCCCCCCUUUACUUCAUUCUAACGUGAAUAUAAGUAUUUACCGCCAUACUGUUUGUGAUUAGUGUGGAGACUUGCUUAUUUUGUAAUAUUGUAAUUUAAAUAUCUUUUGUAAAUUAACCUUAAAACACCGAAUUAGUAAAUUUUACCAUGUCAACAGAAGGACUCAGUCAUUUUGUAGAAAAAAGUGGUAUUGUUGCUUGCCCAACCCCCUGGGGUCGGUGGUGGCAAACUGUUCACGAAGUGCAUUUAGAAGUAAAUCUGCCGGAAGGUACUAAGGCGAAGCAAGUACAUGUUGAAGUUAAACCGGCACAUUUAAUUAUUCGUGUCGUUGGAAAAGAUGUGAUUAGUGGAAAGCUCUUCAACGUUGUACAUGCAGAUGAAACAGUAUGGACUAUUGAAGAUGGACGUGUACUGUCGAUAGUUUUAGGGAAAGCCACACCUGCUCAUAGUGAAGAAAUCUGGGAAGCAUUGCUUGCUGAUGGUCAGUUUGCACCAGAUCCUUUGACAGUACACAAUAUGCGUAAAAAAAUGGACCUUGAAAAAUUUCAGAUAGAGAAUCCUGGUUUUGACUUCAGCCGAGCUAAACUUUCCAAGUGCUACGACAAACCUCCUGGUUGGUCAGAAACAGCUGUGCCGCCAUCGGACUCUUAGCUUGGAUUCCCAAUGAGUAUUUUGUCUACAAUAAAUAUUUUUACACUACAAAAUUUGAAGUAUUUCUUCUGUAAAGGACACUGACACACAUUGCCACAUUUUGCUGAUAUUAAGUAAUGUCAUCAUGUGUGGAUUGUAGUUUUGUGUGUGUGAAAUCUUAGGAAAAUGAUAUCAUAUCUGCUAGUGAAGAAUGAAUUAUUUUAUUUUGAUUUAUAUAUGAAUUUCAUGGUCCUAAAGGUAAAAUAUUAUACUUUCCUAGAAAAUUAGGAAAAUAUUCAAUAGUUGUCAAUUGUUUCACCAAAGUUUAUAUAAACUUCCAAUUGUGAUUAAAAUAAACUACUUGAGAAAAUAUUAAAGGAUAUUCAUGAAAAAACAACAAAAAACACACAACAACAGCAAAAACACAAAAAGUUGUUGAAAUGAAUCUUGGAUUGUUCAGCAACUGUGUAACUGUUGGAAACAAAAUAUUUUGUUGUGUUUUGGUGUUAUUUCUCUAUUAGAGAAUUGAGACAAGAUAAUGUUAAACUUUUUUUUUAUUUGUUUACUGCACUUUCUGAAUUUUGUACCUUACAUAACUUAGUUUUAUAAAUUAUUAACAUAAUAAUUUACUAAUGUAAGAUUGUAACAAUUCACCAAUAACUGAUUAAGCAGUAAGAAUGCACAUGAUUGCAUUUAAUAUUUAAUAGAACUUCUUAAUAUCCUUUGAUUUUUUUGUGGUAGUUUACUUUAGUUCGUUUAUUCUUUUCUUUUUAUUCUUUCUUUUUUCUCUCUCCUCUGUCUCUCUCUCUCUUAGAGAUUUCAUUUUACUGUAUCUACCUCCUUUGGUUUAUUUUUUUAUUGAAUGUUUGUAGCUGUGUUUGAAUUACUUUUUAAGCAUUCUCAUUUUGUAAAUUCUUUUGCUUUCUAUGAAUGUUUAACUAAACUCAAAGGGCAGUUACCCAAUACUACUUGAUAUUAUGUGGAUAAUAUACAUUUUAAGUAAUAAUUUUAUAUACAAAUUUCAAACAGAAAUUUAGUGUAUGAAUUUCUAUGUAUCAUACUUAGCUAUAAUUACAUAAGGUAACUUUUUUGAAAGUUUACAUAGGAUAAUCUCGUGUGAUAUUUAGUAACAUGCACCGAUUUGACAAGUAAUUCGUUGCUUCUUGUAAUAUCUGGCAAUCAAGAGAAAAUUCUAUUUCUUUGAGUUUGCAUUUAGACACAAAACAUUAGAAUAAAAAAAAUUAUUAUGUAAUUUCAAUAUCAUUUAUAUGUUUUAAGAAAAGAAUUAAGCCCUUGAGAACACUUAGAUUUAUUAGACAGGUUUUGUAUCUGACCUUUUUUCUUGGUAAUGCAACCAGUUUCAUAAGUUGUCAUAAAAGUGUACAAAUACAAGUUUUCCAAUAGUAAAGCAUGGUUAACGGUUUCAAAAGCCUUUCGAAAGACUUAAUGUGUGUCUUCACUUAAAGUGUUCACCACAUAAAGCUGAAUUAACGGUUCAUUCCUUUCUGCUGAAAAUGUUUUGAAAUAUUCCUAUUAAUAGUGGUAGAACAUUUACUUCUGUAGAGGUAUGGCUCUUUAAGAAUAAUUGGUUUUAAUAUGAAAGGCACAUUUUUGGUAAUUAUACAUUUGAGUAUAUUCAAAAUACUUAAUAUUGAAAUUGACGGAUAGUUGGUGACUCCAAACUGUUUUUCUGAUAUAAGUAUUGGAGUAAUGUAACUUAGUUUGUUAAACUGUAGGUGCACAAGAAAUGACUUAGUAUAUCAAGAAUUGUUUUUGAGAUAAAUGAAGAAAUGUGUUAAGAGAAUAGUGUAUUUUUGUCAGUGAAGAAGAUUAUAAAGAUUGUACACUAGAGUACUUUUGUAAGAAAACAAAUCUUCUUUUUCUUCUUUUCAGUCUAUUUGACACAGAUGUUAUUCUAUUUUCCAAUUGAAAUAUUUCGGCGGAAACAUGCUUAAAAUGUAAUAUUUUCACUAAUCAUAUUAUAGAUACUACUAUGUAAACCAAUGACCAUGCAAAAUUCAAAAAUGGAAGUGAAGCGCUCAAAAAUUGUUUCUUCUUACAAAUAAUCUGCACUUGGCAAAAGCUCUGCUCACAACAAACCACAGGGGAAAAUACCCCUUCAUGUGUUUUUAAUUUUGGCAAGUUGCACGUGGCGCUACAUAAGGGCAUGCAUGCUGAGGGCCUGUUUCACCGGUGCCUAAUAAAGUGUCUGAUUGUCUAUCCAGAAGUUAUCUUACUGAUAUGUUGAAAAUUUGUGUUUUAUGAGUGCCUGAUAAAUCUAUCCAGUGGUUAAAGUAUCCGGUAAAUAAUCUGGAGGUUGGAGAGGCUUUAAAUGUUUAUCUGGUAGAUAACUUCAAAUUAACAGAAUUUGUGUGUGAACUUGCUGUGAUUUACAAGGAAAAAGUGUGGUAUUUCCUUGAUGGACAACGUAGUAGAGAUGAUAAACAACAAAUUCUUUGAUGGUUUAGAGCGUCCACUCAAAUGACAUGUCGGCUAGAAUAUUUUGAAUCUUGAUGAAGAAGAUUGCAAAUCCCGUUUUAGGUUAAGGAAGCUGACGGUUGGCAAAGCUAUGUCCGAUAGAACAGAAAAUAUAGAUUUGUGAAUACAGACUUAUAUUUCUGUAAUAUCCUGGUAAAGUAUUGGUCCUGUUUUAUUCAUUUUAUGUCAAAAUCAUUAAAUGUAUACUUUGUUUUGUUAGCAAUUCUGAGGUAUCACCAAUGAAUCGACUUCUCACUCUGCGUUAAUUUGAAAUGGGAUCAUUUUUUAUUGUAAUUAGUCUGCAUUGAGGUGAGCAAUCUACUGCUUCAAGUGAGUUCGUGAAAUUUCCAAGGAAUGUAGAAAUCACCCUAGAUUUCCAAGAUUUUUAUGAAAUUACCUGAUUUUGUAGUUCUUGCAGCAAUAGAUUGCGCACAUGUUCCCAUACAAUCACCUGGUAAUAUGUAACGUACAUUUUGUCAAUGUGUAAGUGAAGUGACAUCUCAAAAAUAUCAUUCGCAGGAGAAUGGUUUUAUGCUGAGUGGAGCCGAUUUUAUAGUGUUCUACUCUACAUGGUGACUGUCUUGUGAACUAUCUUUAUGAAAUGUUUCUUAAUAAAUUAAACACAAGU